AUGUCGUACAACGAUCCCAACCCCGAGCAAGCACCGCCCAUCGGCUUACCGAAGGGCUCGACAGCAUGCGAAGUCUCCAUCAUCAACACCACAUGCGACCUCGUGGUUCCGCCUGGUACCCUGAUUGAACCUCACAUUGAUGGGCACGAAUGGCUGAAUCUACCCACGUACUCGUUCCUCAUCACUCAUCCAUCUGGAGCUCAGGUGCUCUUUGACUUGGGCUGCAGGAAAGACUGGGAGAAUCUGGUGCCCGAGGUCAAAGAAGUUGUUUCUCAGCGAGUUCCGGGAUUCAAAGUCCAGAUGGAAGUGCCAGACAUCCUCCGUGCCGGCGGCGUCAACGUCGACAAGCUCAAGGCCCUGAUCUUGAGCCAUUGGCAUUUCGAUCACUGUGGCAAUAUCUCUCGGCUCCAUCCUUCGACGGAUCUCAUCGUGGGACCAGGCUUUAAAGCUGCAUUCGAGCCGGGCUUUCCCCAAAAAGCUACAUCUGUGUUUUACGAAGAAGACUUCCAAGGCAGGAAUGUGAUAGAGCCAUCCUUUAGUGAUGGACUGCUCUUGGGUCGAUAUCAAGCACAUGAUUACUUUUCCGAUGGAUCUCUAUAUAUCCUGAACGUACCUGGACACACUACGGGUCAUAUAUCGGCGCUGGUCCGAACCAGUCCAGAUACGGCCAUCUUCAUGGGUGGUGAUGUCUGUCAUUUCCCAGGUGUGAUCCGACCUUCCAGUUUCAUGCCAAUGCCCGAUCCCCUACCCAAGGAAACCGUCCUCGACUCUCGUUUCCACCAUCCAUGUCCAUGUAUUACCUUCACCGCGUGCCAUCCGAAUCCAGCAGAAAGCCGCACGACACCAUUCUACUGCUGCUCGUCAGACAAGUCUCGAUCGUGGUACGAAGAUCCUCCCACUGCCAUGGAGUCAAUUCACAAGCUUCUCGACUUUGAUGCUGAUCCGAACGUGCUCGUUCUGAUUGCACACGAUGCUGCACCGUUGGAUGUAUUGCCAUUCUUCCCGGAUGGGAAUAUCAACGAUUGGCAGCAGAAGGGAUAUAAGCAGAAAAUGCAUUGGCACUUUGUGAAUGAGUUGCCCGUUGAUGGCAAGGCGGGACGGGAGCCUUUGACUGAUGGAUUGUACAUUGGCGGGAAGAGGAUGAAGACGUUGGAUGGCGAGGCUGUGUAG
Sphaerulina musiva SO2202 is the source of this 1170-nucleotide messenger RNA. Its product is annotated as Metallo-hydrolase/oxidoreductase. Lineage: Eukaryota; Fungi; Ascomycota; Dothideomycetes; Mycosphaerellales; Mycosphaerellaceae. The coding region runs from base 1 to 1170 and encodes 389 amino acids. The record is from RefSeq and is a predicted model, not a curated record. The transcript is spliced from 2 exons.